Messenger RNA from Eriocheir sinensis (Chinese mitten crab), 1476 nucleotides. RefSeq lists its product as uncharacterized. The transcript is spliced from 11 exons. The record is from RefSeq and is a predicted model, not a curated record. The coding region runs from base 1 to 1476 and encodes 491 amino acids. Lineage: Eukaryota; Metazoa; Arthropoda; Malacostraca; Decapoda; Varunidae.
AUGAGUGCUGGAGAGUGUGGGAAGACUCUUGGGAAGGCUGACUCUCAACAACACACCCAAACCUCUGAUGUACCAGUCUCUGCAGCCCAGCCCACAUCUUACCAGUCUCCUCCAGCUCCAGCCCACUGUACCUCCCCCAGUCUCCUCCAGCCCACUCCCUACAAAGCCUCCUCCAGCCUGCAGCCCACUCUCUGUACCAGUCUCCCUCCCAGCCCAACCCACAUGUGCACCAGUCUCUCCAGCCCAGCCCACAUGUACUCAGUCCCCCUCCACUCCAGCCCACAUCGUCUCCGUAAGCCCAGCCCACUUCUGCACCAGUCUCCUGUGUUCAGUCCCACUCUACCUGAGUCUCUUAGCCCUCCAGGCCCACUCUCAUCAGCUCUCCUGGGGCCCAGCCCACAUGCACUGUCUCCUCCAGCCGCCCACUUCUACCAGUCCCUUGCUUCCAGCCCACUUCUACCAGUCUCCGUCAGCUCCAGCCCACUUCCCUACCAGUCUCCUCCUCCUUGGGCUCCAGCCCACUCCCCUACCAGUCUCCUUGCUCCUCCAGCCUCCACUCCUCUACCAGCUUCUUCCAGCCAGCCCCACUUGCUGAAGUCCUCCUCCAGCCCAGCCCACUUGUACCCAGUGUCUCCAGCCCACUUGUACCACAGUCCUCCAGCCCAGCCCACUUGUGCCCAGCCCCCUCACCAGUGUCUCUCCUCCAGCCCAGCCCACUCACUCAAUUCUCCUCCAGCUUGUGCCCACGUGUACCAUGUCUCCUCCAGCCCAGCCCACGUGUACCAGCGUCUCCUCCAGCUCCAACCCAUGUGUACCAGUCUCCUCCAGCUCCAGCCCACUUCUCUACCAGCCCAGCUCCACAUCUACCAGUCUCCCUCCAGCUCAGCCCACUUCUACCAGCGUCUCCUCCAGCCCAGCCCACUUCUCACCAGUCUGCCCUCCUCAGCCCAGCCUCCACUUCUCUCACCAUCUCCUCCAACCCAGCCCCACUUCUACCAGGCUCAGUCUCCUCCAGCUCCACCCCACUUGUACUCAACAGCUCCUCCAGCCCAGGCCCACUUCUACCAGUUCCUCCCACCAGCCCACUUCUCACUCACCUCCUAUAGCUCCAGCCCACUUCUACCAGCCUCUGAUAGCCCAGCCCACUUCUACUGCCAGUCCUCCUCCAGCCUGCAGCCCACUUCUCACCAAUCCCCCUCCAGCCCAGCCCCCCUUCUACCAGGUCUCUCUCCAGCCCAGCUCCACUUCUACCAAUCUCCUUCCAGCCCAGCCCACCCAGUCUCCCUCCAGCCCAGCCCACUUGUACCAGUCUCCUCCAGCCCAGCCCCCAGCCCACUUCUCUACCAGUCCUCCAGCUUCAGCCCACAUCUAAAGCUCCUCCAGCCCAGCCUCCACAUCUACCAGCAACAGUCUCCUCCAGCCCAGCCUCACUUCUACUCAGUCUCCCUCCAGCCCCGGGGUGACGCCCCUCUGUAA